This is a messenger RNA of Truncatella angustata, 3669 nucleotides long. RefSeq names its product male sterility protein. The transcript has 3 exons. The coding region runs from base 1 to 3669 and encodes 1222 amino acids. Gene Ontology annotation, biological process: carbohydrate metabolic process. The record is from RefSeq and is a predicted model, not a curated record. NCBI's taxonomy places the organism in Eukaryota, Fungi, Ascomycota, Sordariomycetes, Amphisphaeriales, Sporocadaceae. Gene Ontology annotation, molecular function: kinase activity; phosphopantetheine binding.
AUGUCGCCUACUGCGGCCGUUGAUGCUCCUUGGAGCUCAAUCGAUUUCUCGACUAAGAGUCGGACUUCGGUAGCCGUACAACACAUCGAGAAGGAUGACUCUUCGUUAAAGACAAUUGACGAGCUUCUACGUUCCAGAGCAACAAGCCAUCCUCAUAUUCCUAUAAUAUCCUAUCCAUCCACAGGGAUAGAAUAUGUUGACUACACAUUUCAACAGCUGGAUGUCUUUGCUUACAGGGUUGCAAAAUAUCUAGAAGUAACCAUCCCUACAAGGACUAGUUCGAUUGCAAAGCGAUCGGUGAUUGCCAUGAUGGGCCCAUCAAAUCUAGAGUAUCUAGUGACGAUGAUGGCCCUCAUCAAGGCUGGCCACACAAUAUUGUUUCUGUCAACGCGGAUCUCUGCCACCGCUGUUGAAUCACUAGUUGAGACUACGGGCGCUUCGUAUCUGGUUGCAGACCCGAUGUAUCUAGGGACGGCGGCGUCCGUAAAAGAGCGACGUCCGGACUUGCAGGUUCUCGGCAUGCCACAACGCAGUGUCUUCGAGUUUCCAGUUGAGGUUUAUGUUGACACUCAGCUCGAUGCUGCGCUAGACUCAAACGUCGAAGCGAAUGAAAUAGUUUACAUCAUUCAUUCAAGUGGAUCCACGGGCCUCCCAAAACCCAUCUAUCAGAAACAGAGCGCUGCAAUAUGCAAUUAUAGCGGAAACAUGAACAUGAAAGCGUUCAUCACCUUACCCUUGUAUCACAAUCAUGGCAUUUGCAAUCUGUAUCGUGCGCUAUGGUCACGGAAAUCUAUUCAUCUCUAUAACGCCGACUUGCCACUCACAACUGAGUUCCUGAUCAAGAUUAUGCGAACAAACAAAUUCGAAAUAUUUUACGGGGUACCGUACGCAUUGAAGCUGCUGGCGGAAACUGAGGAGGGACUUGACCUUUUGGUCAACCUCAAGACUGUCAUGUAUGGUGGAUCCGCUUGCCCAGACGAUUUGGGCAACUUACUGGUGGACCGUGGUGUCAACCUCAUUAGCCACUACGGCGCUACUGAAGUUGGUCAACUAAUGACCUCGUUCCGCCCUGAAGGCGACAAGGCAUGGAAUUAUGUGCGUGAAAGUGAUAAGCUGUCACCAUUUCUUCACUGGCUACCACAGGGGCCGAACCUUUUUGAAUGUUGUGUUCGGCCAGGCUGGCCAGCCAAAACUGCCGCCAACAUGGAUGAUGGCUCUUACAAGACUAAAGAUCUGUUUGAGCCGCACCCUACAAUACCUCGUGCUUGGAAGUACAUUGCUCGACUGGACGACACAAUUGUACUGGUCAACGGAGAGAAGUUCGGCCCUGUGCUCAUGGAAGGCAAAAUCCGAUCAUCAAAACUGGUGACUGAAGCAGUUGUCUUCGGCGCGCAGCAGCCCUACCUUGGUGUUUUGGUUGUUCCAUCUCAACUGACCGCCGGGGAGGCACCGGCCGAAGUGCUGGAGGCGAUUUGGCCUGUCAUUGCCGGUGCCCAAGAAGGCAACGAUGCAUUUGCAAGGAUAUCAAAGGACAUGAUUGUCGUCUUGCCGCACGGCAUUGACUAUCCCCGAACAGACAAGGGUAGUGUCAUCCGUCAAGCCUUUUACAAGACCUUUAAAAGGGAGAUUGAGACAGCCUACGACAUCUCAAGCGCCUCGAGCGAAGACGCGCGUGUCAUGUCUGAUGUUGAACUACGACAGCAUCUCCGCGCGCUCGUCCUGAAAACACUGCCUCAAGUGGAGUUUUAUGAUGAUACCGAUUUCUUCAGCUUGGGCCUUGACUCAUUACAAGCCAUUCAGAUUCGAGCAGGUAUCCUGAAAUCGGUGAGGACAACUAAUAAGCUCACUCAGAAUGUUGUUUUCGAUCAUCCUUCAAUCAGCAAGUUAUCUGCCUAUCUUCUUGGAUCUGCAGACAACGCAGACAAAAACAGAGCAAACACGGAGCCAGAGAUGCAAGCUCUCAUCGAGAAAUACAGCGACUUCACUCAAUCAGCAUGCCCAAUGGGAAAGUUUGUCGCAGUCACUGGUGCGACAGGCUCACUCGGCGCUCACAUAGUUGCCAAGCUGGUCAAAGACCCUGCAGUAGAACGAAUCUAUUGCUUUGUACGUGCCCAUGAUCUGGCGAGUGCAUCCAAACGUACCGCAGAGUCCAUGAUAUGCCGCAAGGUAUACCAUAACUUGUCCCUUACCGAGCGCCGUAAAAUCAUCUCGCUUCCCUCCGACCUUUCUCGACCCGAUCUAGGAAUCGAUGCCACAUCAUAUCGCGAAAUUAGCUCGAGUCUUCGUGCCGUUAUCCACUCAGCCUGGUCUGUGAACUUCAACCUUGCCCUUUCGAGUUUCGAGAAAGACAAUGUCGCUGGACUCAAGAACCUCAUCACCCUGUGCCAAAACGGUGGCGCAGCUUUCAAUUUCUGCUCCUCCGUCAGUGCGGUCUCACGACACCCCGAUGAGAACGGGCCGGUGCCGGAGACUGUUUCCAAGACGGAGUGGGCACAAGGGAUGGGGUACGCUCAGUCCAAGUCGGUCGCAGAAAACAUCUGCGCACAGGCAGCCGAGCGGGCUGGUAUUCCCGUGAGGGUCCUGCGCAUCGGCCAGAUCGUCGCAGAUACAGAGCACGGCAUCUGGAACGCAACAGAAGGCGUGCCCAUGGUCAUCCAGACCGCGGUCACAGUUGGUGCUCUACCUAAGCUUAGGGAAGACCCCUCGUGGUUCCCCGUGGACGUCGUUGCGCAAGGCGUCGCAGAAAUCUCGUUAUCCGAUGCACAAAGUGCUUUCACCAAUGUCUCGAACCACCAAGCAUUCAGUUGGGUUGAGGAUCUUCUGCCCGCGCUCCGCCAGGCUGGACUGCAGUUCGAGGAAGUAGAGCCAAAGGAAUGGGUCCGAAGGCUGAGAGAAUCAAACCCGGACCCUGUUGCGAACCCUCCUAUCAAGCUUGUCGACUUCUUUGGCAGCAAGUAUGACAAGGAUGAAUUUAGCCCAUCCAAGCAAUACGUAACCGAGACAGCCAGGUCUCUAUCACAGACACUCAAUUCUGGUUGGUCAUUAGAUCAAGGUUUCGUCGAUAAGUUUGUUAGCCAGUUUCUCUCCGGCGCCUGGCAGACGACAUCGCCAAUGCCCGCCGAAACUCUCAAGUCGGCAGCCAAGACCGCAAUCGUCGUCACCGGCCCUUGCGGCUCAGGCAAAACAAGUCUGGCAACCGCACUGGCGAAACAACUUGGUGCUCCGUUCGUGGAGGGUGAUUCACUGCACAGUAAAACUGCCAUCGACUUCAUGAGAGCUGGCACUGCGCUGGCCGACGAGGACCGUAUCCCAUGGCUAGCGCGCAUCAACAGGCGGGUCGAAGAAGAGCUAUUCGACUUGGGCUACGAUACCGCCGUCAUCAGUUGCUCGAGUCUCAGGCGGAAUUACCGGGAUGCACUUCGCCAGGUCGGGCACUUGCGGCCUGACAAGCCCAGGACGGUCUUCUUAGACCUACAAUGCACGCCGGAGACGCUCGUGAGGAGGUUGGAGCUUCGUGGGAACCACUACAUGAAGGCGGAGAUGGUGCAGAGCCAGGUUCAGGCCUUAGAGGGCAUUGCUGCCAGCGAAGCGGACGUGUACCCCCUCGAUGCAGAGAAGGGUCUCGAUGACGUGCUAGCAGAGGCAACAUGGCUUCUGGGACGCCUUUGA